AUGGGCGGCGGAGGCAAUUUAGUUGGAUCCGGUGGUAAAAUGAUGGGUGGCGGGAUGAUGGGCGGCGGAAUGAUGGGUGGUGGAAUGAUGGGUGCAGAAAUGGGUAUGAUGGGAGGCGAAGGAGCUGGUAUGAUGGGCGCCGGUGGAGCUGGAAUGAUGGGGGCAGGUGGAGCUGGAAUGAUGGGUGCUGGUGGAGCGGGAAUGAUGGGUGCAGGAGCAGGAAUGAUGGGUGGAGGAGGAGCUGGUAUGAUGGGAGCCGGAGGAGCAGGAAUGAUGACUAAAGGUGCGAUGAUGGGAGGUGGAAUGGGAAUGGGAGGUGCUGGAAUAGGUAUGGGCGGAGGAGGUCUCCAUACCAACAUCGGAGCCGGAACUGGAAUGAUGGGUGGAGGAAUGAUGGGGGGAGCUGGAAUGAUGGGUGGUGCUGGAAUGAUGGGCGCUGGCAUGAUGGGAGCUGGCGCUGGAAUGAUGGGAGGCGGUGGGAUGAUGGGCGGUGGUAUGAUGGGCGGUGGUAUGAUGGGUGGUGGUAUGCACCAUGGCUACGGAGGUUCGGAGGUCGAUGGAGGACAGUACAGUAAAGGAAACCAAAAUUUAAACGAUUUAAGGUACGAGCAAGCUCAUGGUAAUCAAGGCGGUCAGUACAACAAUGGACAGGGGGGCUAUAAUCAGGGAGAAGUGGCCGCAAAAGAUAUAAAGGGAGAUUCUGGAUACUACAGUGGUGCCAAUGGCGGUAAAAAUGUUUAUGAAGACGGAAAUAUGUACCACGGGGCACAAAAAUAUGAUCAAGAAGGUAAGAACGAAGGAGCUGAGAGUAUGAUGAAAGGUCACAAGAAAGGACAUAAAAUUAAGGGAUUCAAGAACUCUCACCAAAAACAAGAAUCCGGCAAGACAGAAGAAUUCUAUGACGAGGAUCACGAUGAGGGUGGCAACUACAUGUUCAACAACCGAGCGGGAAGCUUUGGAGAGAAUGCAGGCAAUGCCUAUAAAGGAGGUAAAGAGGACGGCAAAUUCUCCGCCGGAGAAGCAAAGAAGGAGGGACAUUUCAAUCAACAGUACCUAUUUGAUAAGGCCAAUGGAGGCCAAGGGAGGUAUGCAGAUAACUAUUAUCUAGAAUCACUUUCAGAUAAGUCUAUAGUGCACUAG
Molecule: messenger RNA, 1140 nt
Organism: Diabrotica balteata
Lineage: Eukaryota; Metazoa; Arthropoda; Insecta; Coleoptera; Chrysomelidae
Source: the annotation of a GenBank genome assembly